This is a messenger RNA of Knipowitschia caucasica, 2313 nucleotides long. Lineage: Eukaryota; Metazoa; Chordata; Actinopteri; Gobiiformes; Gobiidae. The record is from the annotation of a GenBank genome assembly.
AUGGGCAAAGGUGGAGGUACAUUUGAGCGGCUUCUGGACAAAGCUACCAGUCAGCUGUUGCUAGAAACAGACUGGGAGUCCAUCCUGCAGAUCUGUGACCUCAUUCGACAAGGAGACACGCAAGCUAAAUAUGCCAUUGGUGCAAUAAAGAAGAAAUUGAAUGACAAAAAUCCACACGUUGCUCUGUAUGCACUAGAGGUCUUGGAGUCGGUUGUGAAAAACUGUGGCUCUACAAUCCAUGAUGAAGUGGCUUGUAAGCAGACUAUGGAAGAACUCAAGGAACUCUUAAAGAAGCAGACUGAACCAAAUGUAAGGAACAAGAUUCUGUACUUAAUUCAGGCCUGGGCUCAGGCUUUUCGUAAUGAACCGAAAUACAAGGUGGUUCAGGAUACUUAUCAGAUCAUGAAGGUUGAAGGCAAUGUUUUUCCUGAGUUUAAAGAGAGUGAUGCAAUGUUUGCAGCUGAAAGAGCUCCAGAUUGGGUAGAUGCUGAGGAGUGUCACCGGUGCAGAGUUCAAUUUGGUGUUAUGACAAGAAAGCAUCACUGCCGAGCUUGUGGGCAGAUUUUCUGUGGCAAGUGUUCCUCCAAAUACUCCACUAUUCCAAAGUUUGGCAUUGAAAAAGAAGUGCGUGUCUGUGAGCCCUGCUUUGAACUGCUCAACAACCACCCCUCCCUUUCUCCUCUACUUAGAAAAACUGAGGGAAAAUCUCCAUCUUCAAGCACGGCUGAGCUGCCUCCGGAGUAUUUGACCAGCCCACUGUCUCAGCAGUCACAGCAGAUGCCCCCCAAAAGGGAUGAAGCGGCCCUGCAGGAAGAAGAGGAGCUGCAGUUGGCUAUUGCCCUGUCCCAAAGUGAGGCAGAGGAGAAGGAGAGAAUGAGACAUAAGAACUCUUAUUCGAUGUAUCCCAAAGCUGAUCCUACUCCAGUGACUUCCUCAGCACCGCCUGUCAGCACCCUCUACACUGCUCCCAUGACCUCUUCUGCCCCCUCAGCUGAAGAUGUAGACCCUGAGCUGGCUCGUUAUCUAAAUAGAACAUACUGGGAAAAGAAACAGGAGGAAGCCCGCAAGAGUCCUACACCUUCAGCUCCUGCUCCUGUCUCAAUAGCAGAGACCCUCCCACCAAUAUGCCAACCUGUUGAAAGUCAUGUCCCUGUUCAGCCUGUCAACAUUGUCGAGCAACAAUACCAAAAUGGCGAAUCUGAAGAGAAUCAUGAGCAGUUCCUGAAGGCUUUGCAGAAUGCUGUUACAACUUUCCUGAACCGGAUGAAAAGCAACCACAUGAGAGGGCGCAGCAUCACCAACGACAGCGCUGUGUUGUCACUUUUUCAAUCAAUCAACAACAUGCACCCACAGCUCCUGGAUAUUCUCAACCAACUGGAUGAGAAAAGAUUGUACUAUGAAGGACUGCAGGACAAGUUGGCCCAGGUGCGGGAUGCUCGGGCAGCUCUCAACGCACUGCGAGAUGAACACAGGGAGAAGCUGCGACGUGCAGCAGAGGAAGCGGAACGACAGAGGCAGAUCCAGCUCGCACAAAAACUAGAAAUUAUGAGGCAGAAAAAACAGGAGUAUCUGGAAAUGCAAAGACAGUUGGCCAUCCAGCGCCUCCAGGAGCAAGAGAAGGAGAGGCAAAUGCGUCUCGAGCAGCAGAAGCACACCGUCCAGAUGAGGGCGCAGAUGCCGGCUUUUUCUCUGCCCUAUGCACAGAUGCAGUCUUUGCCUCCUAAUGUAGCUGGAGGGGUGGUGUACCAGCCUGGGGCUCCACCUAGUUAUCCAGGCACCUUUAGCCCUGCUGGCUCAGUAGAGGGUUCACCUAUGCACAACAUUUAUAUGAACCAAGCUGGGCAAACUGCACCAACACAAUAUCAGGCAAUGCCUGGUGCAGCACCAGAUCCAAAUAUGGUUAACACGUACAUGUACCCAGGUGCAGGCACCAAUGGACAGCCUGCCCCUCCUCCUGGUCAGGCCCCUCCCACUACCAGUCCCCCAUAUUCCAACUACCAGCCCACACCUACACAGGGUUACCAGAACGUAGCUUCUCAAGCCCAGAGUUUGCCUCAGAUGCCCCAAACGGCUGCGAGUAAUGGUAUGGCUUACAUGAGUUAUCAGCCAUACAACAUGCAAGGCAUGCUUUCAGCGUUGCCAGGUCAGGACCCCAACUUACCACCGCACCAGCAGUACAUGCCAGGCCAGCAGCCCAUGUACCAGCAGGUUCCCCCUCCUGGUGGCCCUCAACAGCAGCAACCCUCAGCUCAGCAGCAGCCCCCGCAGGCUGUACCAGGCAGUGCAGAGGCUCAACUAAUUUCCUUUGACUGA